Messenger RNA from Symsagittifera roscoffensis, 1056 nucleotides. RefSeq names its product D(2) dopamine receptor-like. Gene Ontology annotation, biological process: G protein-coupled receptor signaling pathway. Lineage: Eukaryota; Metazoa; Xenacoelomorpha; Acoela; Convolutidae. The transcript has 4 exons. Bases 199 to 1056 code for a protein of 285 amino acids. The record is from RefSeq and is a predicted model, not a curated record. Gene Ontology annotation, cellular component: membrane. Gene Ontology annotation, molecular function: G protein-coupled receptor activity.
UUCAUGGCUUGUCCUUGUAUGGCAAUAAGCACCAUAGAACAUCAACUUGAGCGCAUGUUUGGGACCAAUCAGAGAGCGACGCUUGUCGUCAGUUAGGCGAAUGCAUCGAUCUUCGUUUGCGCUCUUUCGAAAGAUACAACUGUUGUUCUUGUUCACCGCAAUUUAUAUUGUUAUACUCCCACAAGUUACUAUAUAUCGAUGGAUUGGCCCGCCAUCUUCGAGCAUACUGGGGUGGUCACUUCUACAAGUAAUGUGACCUCUGCAUCCCCUGCUGUGCACGGUCCAGGUCGGCAUGAACACGAGCAUUGUUCGUCUACCGACAAACCCGCUGGAGAGCUGGUGGUGCUCUGGGCCAUUAUCUGUUUCUGCCUCUGUGGCAACUCCCUCUCCAUCUUCUUCUUCCUCGCCAAAAGAGUACCCAGGAACUCGGCCAAUUACAUCAUCACUAACCUCGCAUUAGUGGACUUAUUGACUGGACUGGCGUUGGCCGUGUGUGAUGGUAUCCCAGGACUGGAGAAGCCGAAGGGCACAGGGGGAAUGGGGAAGCUGUUUUGUGUGCUCUUCUGCAGCGACUACCCAGCCUGGGUCUUCAUCACAGCCUCCAUCUUCAAUCUAGUCGUCAUUGCCGUAGAGAGAUACUUUGCAGUCGUGUUCCCCAUGCUCUACAAGAGGCUGUACUCAAACAAACGCUUCCUGAUAGCCAAGUUGGCUGUUGCCUGGCUCAUUCCCCCCUUCCCUGUGCUGUUCGACGUGUUCUUCUACCAGGCGGAAGAGGACUACUGUGUUAUCACCUUCAACUCCGGCUUCGUCACCUGGGCAGGCUACUGGUCCCUCGUAGGCCAACUGACACUCCCCACCUUCUUCAUGUUUUAUGCGUACAUACAAAUGACUGUCAGCAUACGCGCCAUCAACAUCCCCCCACCCCCACCCCUACCCCCGACGGACAGCAGCACCAGCACUGCUUCUACAACACAACUAGCAGGCAAGACCAUAUGGCAUCAUCAUUCCGCAUCUCUUAAAUUCAUCCUCACACUGACGGUCUAUUUAAGACAGUGA